AUGGGAGACACGGAUAGUUACCUCUCACUUAUGCGACGCCCAGACAAUCCGCCCUUGAGUCUCAACGAUUAUCUUACUAGUGAUGCGCCUCAGCUGGGACUGCACAUCAUUUCGUUCUCGGAUGCAACGCUGGUCACGCUGUACUGGCCUCAUACGCUGUUUGACGCAUUUGGAAAGAAGGCUCUUCUGGACGCUUGGGUGUUGAUGCUGCAAGGAAGAGAUGGCGAAAUCGCAUCCCCGUAUGGAGGUGACGCGCCAGGGGUUGACUUUGAUCCUCUUGCCAAGUUUGGCUGCCACUCAACAGAACCGUCGCAGUUGAUGUCGAGCCUGAGUCUCGGUGCCUGGGCGAUUGGUAAUCUGUUCGAAUUCGUGGGUAAACAAGAGACUCGCGUUGUUCGCGUGCCGAGACUAUUCCUGGAUAAGCUUGUCAACGACUCGAUGUCCGAGCUGCAAGAUGGACCUAAUCCAUCUAAUGCCACAUCAUUCCUGAGCGAGGGUGAUGUGCUGUGCGCAUGGUGGACCAAGAUCGCGACUGCUCAUCUACCCGAAAAUGCAUCGACUCGGAGGCGCACUCUCGUCCUGAAUAACGCCUACUCUCUUCGCAAGGCCCUUGGUGGCGAUACCGGGCCGCUCCCCCUGAAGUCUACAGACUCCAACAAGAUGGAUGCACCUUACCUCUCAAACGCAGUCGGGUUCAUCAACGUGGUUGGCACUAUGGCUGAUGUUUUCGACAAGCCAGUGGGCUACAUGGCGUCUCGGAUUCGAAAUGCUAUCAAAGAGCUGGGAACAACACCACAAGUUGAAGCCGCUGCAGCCUUGGUGCGUUCGACUAAGAUGAAGCUGCCUCCUUUCUUUGGAGACAAAUCCAUGCACAUGAUCACAUACUCCAACUGGACCAAGACCGACCUUUUCAACGUUGACUUUUCCAGCGCUGUUAAGGCGAAAGACUCUGGCAACAAACACCAUCGUGGAAGGCCGGUGUACAUCCAAAACAAUCAGGCGGGCUUCGGGCUACCCAAUGCCUUUGUGAUCAUUGGUCGGGACUUAGAUGGCAAUUAUUGGCUAUCCGGAUACAUGAGCCAAGGGCUGUGGGCAAAGAUGGAAGCGGCGUUUGAGGCUUGGUGA
Molecule: messenger RNA, 1125 nt
Organism: Colletotrichum chrysophilum
Lineage: Eukaryota; Fungi; Ascomycota; Sordariomycetes; Glomerellales; Glomerellaceae
Exons: 2
Coding region: 1-1125 (374 amino acids)
Source: RefSeq, a predicted model, not a curated record